Strongylus vulgaris is the source of this 657-nucleotide messenger RNA. Lineage: Eukaryota; Metazoa; Nematoda; Chromadorea; Rhabditida; Strongylidae. The record is from the annotation of a GenBank genome assembly.
GCGGAUUUUGCUGAAAACAAAGAGUAUAUCACUGUGUUAGUCUACAAGUCAGGGAGGAAGGUCUACAUACCAACGGAUCCGAAACCGCUUUAUGAGGGCAUACGUAUUAACAGUCCGCAUUUCCUUUGUCAAAUGGUGAUUAAUGAACCAGGUUUACAUAAAUACACCUUGGUUGUUGCUCAGUACGAGAAAAUGAGGACAAUCUAUUACACUCUUCGCGUUUACUCCUCCUCUUCGUUUCACCUGAGUCCUCUUAAAAGCCUUUAUAAUGUUAAGAAAACAGAAACGGGGAAAUGGGAAGGACGCAGCGCUGGAGGAUGUGGGAAUGGUCUCAGUAGAGAGACGUACAAAAACAAUCCUUUGUUUCACAUCAGUUUGGAAGAGAGCAGUGAUGAAAAUCUAAUUCUGAUCGAUCUUAAAGGUCCAAAACAGUAUAGCGUUGGCUUUGAGGUUCUUCAGGUUUCAUCGCCAAGAAAUAUACCAUUCGAAAAGAAGGAUUCAGGAGUUUAUAGGCCUGGGUACACUAUACUUGCAUUGGAAAAAGUUCCUGCUGGUGUGUACAGCAUUCGACCGAUGACGUUUUUGGCUGGGCAAGAAGGUCCGUUCAUUCUUAAAGUGGAGGCAUCAUGCGGCUUCUCGAUGAAGAGGGUUCAGUGA